Leptosia nina is the source of this 897-nucleotide messenger RNA. The record is from the annotation of a GenBank genome assembly. Lineage: Eukaryota; Metazoa; Arthropoda; Insecta; Lepidoptera; Pieridae.
AUGAGCUGGACGAUUAGAUGCUUACUCUUCCUAAGCGCUGCUUUAGCAGUGCAAGGGUUUCCCAUGAGAGAAAACGAUGUGAUAUUCCAUCUGUUUACAAGGGACAACCCCACUAGAAGCCAGCCUCUACUGCCUUCCAUUGCGUCGAUAUCAAUGUCAUUAUUUUCAAACGCGCGCAAAACUAUAAUAGCUAUUCAUAGCUACGAAGAUAACGUGGAAGGAAAUUUCGCUGCUUUCGUGGUACCAGCUCACCUCGCCGCAGAGAAUGUCAACGUCCUCGCUGUUGACUGGCGCCACGGCUCUUUCGGGUAUUCAGCAGGUGUCGCAAAUGUACCUCAACUCGGUGACCUUAUUGCCAAGUUUGCCGACCUCCUCAGCGACAAUUUCGGAUACAGCGCCAACAUGAUUCGGAUCGUUGGUGUUGGUCUAGGAGCCCAUGCUGCUGGGGUGGGAGCGCGCAAGAUUAAGGGCAACGUUCCCCAUAUAGUAGCUUUGGACCCGCCAUUAUUAGGCUGGAGUCUCAACCCCAACAAGUUAAGUAAGAAUGACGCAGAUCUAGUCGAAGUAUUACAUACGACCGCCACCAAUUACGGUUACGGCGAUCCAUUGGGUCACGUCGACUUCUAUGCCAAUGGAGGUCGGGCCCAGCCCAUGUGCGGAGACAACACACCCUGUUCACACGCGUACGCUUAUGUGUUCUAUGCUGAAUCGAUCAAUGCGGAUACAGAAGGUGGCGCUAAGUUCAUCGGUACCAAAUGUGCGUCUUAUGAAGAGACUGUAGAGCAAAAAUGUACUGGGAGUCGCGACGCUACCUUUGGUGGAAUUGCUGUAAAGUCUGGUGUAUCUGGAAUCUACAGUUUUGCAACAAACGUGCGACAACCAUUCGCACAGGGAUAA